Molecule: messenger RNA, 4328 nt
Organism: Chrysemys picta bellii (western painted turtle)
Lineage: Eukaryota; Metazoa; Chordata; Testudines; Emydidae
Gene: OSBPL11
Product: oxysterol binding protein like 11
Cellular component (GO): membrane; intracellular membrane-bounded organelle; cytosol
Molecular function (GO): sterol binding
Source: RefSeq, a predicted model, not a curated record
CUGCGUGCGCAGGGAGGACGGCGGCGGCGGGCCGGGCCCAGCCCAGCCCAGCCGAGCGGGGCGGGCUCUGCGUCUAUCCGCCGCACGCGGAGGACGGACCCCGGUGGGUGGGGCGGGACCUGGAGCCCACAGGAGGCGGGCGCUGCCGAGCCCCACUGCCGGAGCAGCGGCCUCAGGCGCAGCCGGGGAGCGGAGCCUGUGCCACGGGGACCCCAGCGCCGGGCGGCAGGGAGCGAGGAGGCCGAGAGAGGGGGGCGGCAGGAGCAGCCCCGCGCCAUCUCCCUGGUGUGCACCAGCCGGUUCCUCUGCCCCGGUGACGGCUGCGCCCCGGGGCCUGCGCCGCCCCCUUGCCCGGUGUCUCCCACCCCCAGGGCCGCUGGCUUCCCGCGGAGACCCGCUGCUCCCGGCGGGGCGCUGUGGGAGGGGCGUCGGGCCCUUCGGCUCCCUCCUGGGUCAGGUGGCUUAAAAACGGUGCCAUGCAAAGUGGGGAGUCGGCCUCGGCCGCAGCCAUGAGGGUGUCCGAGAGCGAAGCGAAGCUGGAAAUCCCGCUCCCGGCCCAGAACAGCGGCAGGAGCCCCGGCAGCCGAGGCGGCGGCGGCAGCACCAAGGGCUGGCAAUACAGUGAUCACAUGGAAAAUAUUUCUGGCUAUUUAAUGAAAUAUACCAAUCUCGUCACUGGCUGGCAAUAUCGAUUUUUUGUUUUAAACAAUGAAGCUGGCCUACUGGAGUACUUUGUGAAUGAACAGUCUAGAAAUCAAAAGCCCAGAGGCACCUUGCAGCUAGCUGGAGCUGUAAUUUCACCCAGCGAUGAAGACUCUCAUACCUUCACCGUUAAUGCUGCCAGUGGAGAGCAGUACAAACUAAGAGCCACCGAUGCUAAAGAGCGGCAGCAUUGGGUUAGCAGACUCCAGAUAUGCACGCAGCAUCACACGGAAGCAAUUGGAAAGAACAAUCCUCCACUGAAAUCUCGCAGCUUCUCUCUUGCAUCCCAAGGAAGUGGCAACUCUCCUGGUGUUCAGAGGAGACCCAGCCAAAAUCCAGUUUCUUUUUUUAGUGUUGGACAUCACAAGUUGCCAGCAGGAAAGAGAGUUCCUAUUCUGCAGCCAGACCACCUAGUAGAUGUUAGAGAGAUGAUGUCUCAGGCUGAGGGACAGCAGAGAGACUUGAUCAGAAACAUAGAAUGCCUUCCUGCCUCCGGUCACCUUACAUCAUUGGAUCCAGACCUGUUAAUGCUAAAAGCAACUUCCAUGGCAACUAUGAACUGCUUAAAUGACUGCUUCCAUAUUCUCCAACUACAACAUGCAUCACAGCAAAAGGGAUCCUUACCAGCAGGGACAACGAUCAGUUGGUUGGAACCAAAGAUUUCUUUGUCAAAUCAUUUCAAAAAUGGAGCAGCUCAAGAUUUUUCAUCAGAGCCAAACAAGCCAGCAUCUGUCAUAGAGGAGCAGUCUAUGCCAGAGCCCUGCCAUCUAACAAGGGAACCUGAAGAAAUAAACCCAGAUGAGGAGCUGGAGGAUACAUGUGUUAACAAAGAGGAUGACCUCGGAGCAGUGGAAGAACAGCGCAGUGUUAUCUUACAUCUCUUGUCUCAGCUGAAACUUGGCAUGGAUUUAACAAGAGUGGUUCUUCCCACUUUUAUUUUAGAGAAACGUUCUUUGCUGGAGAUGUAUGCAGACUUCAUGUCUCACCCGGACCUCUUCAUUGCAAUCACAAAUGGAGCUACCCCAGAGGAGAGGAUGAUCCGCUUUGUUGAAUAUUAUCUCACUUCAUUUCACGAAGGUCGCAAAGGAGCAAUUGCUAAGAAACCGUACAAUCCAAUCAUCGGAGAAACGUUUCACUGCUCUUGGAGGAUGGCUAAGGGUGAAGUAGCCUCUGACUCAAAUAGUAACUCUUCAUCCCACUCCCUCUCAGAGCAAGCCACUCUUUCACAAGAGCCAGAGGGCCAAGUGGAGUCAGACUACUAUACAGUCAGAUUUGUAGCUGAGCAAGUGUCCCAUCAUCCUCCCGUCUCAGGGUUUUAUGCUGAAUGUGUAGAGAAGAAGAUGUGUGUAAAUGCUCAUGUCUGGACAAAAAGUAAAUUCUUGGGAAUGUCAAUAGGAGUAACAAUGGUUGGUGAAGGACUCUUAAGUCUUUUGGAAUAUGGAGAGGAAUACACGUUUUCUCUACCUUGCGCAUAUGCUCGAUCAAUUUUAACUGUUCCUUGGGUAGAAUUGGGAGGAAAGGUCAAUGUUAAUUGUGCAAAAACUGGGUAUUCUGCAAGCAUUACUUUCCAUACCAAACCAUUCUAUGGUGGCAAACUGCACCGAGUCACAGGUGAAGUAAAGCAGAAUGCAACAAACACUGUAGUCUGCAGAGUACAAGGUGAAUGGAAUAGCGUGCUUGAAUUCACCUACAGCAAUGGAGAGACCAAGUACGUGGACUUGACAAAACUGUCAGUGACAAGAAAACGAGUACGGCCCCUAGAGAAGCAAGGACCAUUUGAGUCUAGGCGACUGUGGCAACAUGUAACAGAGUCUCUGAAGGAUGGAGACAUCGAUAAAGCAACAGAGCAUAAGCGAGCCCUUGAGGAACGGCAGAGAAAUGAAGAGAGACUUCGUGCUGAAACAGAGGCACCGUGGAGCACAAAAUACUUUGUUAAAGAAGGAGAUGGCUGGGUGUAUUAUAACCCCCUUUGGAAAACAGUCCCCACCAUACAGACUCAGCAAAUGGACACUAACUAGAUAAUACUCUUCAGGAUGAGUUCCUCUGUUUAUCUAAUCUCUAUCACUCUCAAAACACAGUAAAUAACACUGUGUCUCCUGUUUUUAUAAUUGCACAAAUUCAAAUGACCGUAAAGGAAUAAAAUGCUAGGGCACUUUAAAGGUUACACAUAAUCAAAGGUGUAGAGACCACCUUGCCAGGUAUGUUCACCAACUUGUUUUUGUAUGAUCCAAAAGAUUUUAUCUGAAUUAUGUAAUGUGUUCUUUUAAGCAGGUCCUACUGCAAGCUGCCUAAGAUAUAAACCAUUUGACUUCCUGAACAGCAGAAGUCAGAUGAAAUGUUGUUGCCUCAAUGGCUUUAACUUUGGAGGGACACGGGAACCUUUUUUGAGAAUCUGUGCACUGAGCUCUGUUUAAUAACUCUGAAAUACUCAGUACCCAUGUAAAUGAAAAAAAGUGUUUGCUGCUUGUAUACCCAGUGAUUAACCUCCUGACAGAAAACUGGAGGAGGUUUCAGAAGUUGCACCUGGAAUCAGUGUUAAGAAUCAUCUGGAUUUGACAAGACUUUUUUCCUUCAGAAAGAAUGUAUGCAUGCAUCGGAGGGAUAUGGAGGCUAAGUAGAGACUUACUUUUUUUUUUUAAAGGAUUUAUAAAAUUGAUUGGAAUUGUAACCAUGGAGACAUUUUUCCUCUGAAACAUUUUAGUAUACUUGAAAGAAUUGAAUUGGAAGAAUAAUUCAGAACACUUUUCAGCUCCUAAUUUUAUUAAAUCUCACUUUCUGAGUGACUGUUUAAGAUUUAUUCACAUUGCAAAUGUAAGGAAGUUAAACCUUUUUUUCCCCAAGGACUAAGGCUUUCAAACUGAACAGCAACCAUAAAACAACUGUUGUAUUAAUUUCUUCAUCUCCGUGCAUGUGAUCAUCUUGAAGGUGAAGUGCCAGUGUUACAUGCGGUCCGUUGGAUUGGUUUGAUUUUUCUCCUUUGUAUAUUUGUUCAGAACAAAAAACAAAGCAGUUAAAUGGGACCAUUGAACAUAUGGACUGUGGUUUAGUUUUUUCAUAGUACAUGAAAAGGCUUAUUUUGCUGGAGACUGUGUUUUAAUAUACAUACAAUCAGAUAUCAGGAAACGGUAUUCAGGUACAAACAUCCUUCAUUUUUUAUAGUAUAAGUAUUUUAUUGAAGUCUAAGAAUUGCUGGCAAUUAAGAAUAGUACUGAUUGUCUUUCAUUAUUGUUACUACAAGCUACCUUAAUUUUCCAAGAGUGGUGCCUUACUCUGUUUUUUCUUCUGAUGUUGUCUUCCAAUCAGUGUAUAUAACAUUAUCUGCCAUCACCAGCCGUUGUACAUGGCUUGACCUGUUCCAUCAUAGUGAGAACUCAUAACUGUGUGAUCUGGUAAGAUGUUUCCCAUUGAAGGCAUAAGAAUGUAAGAAGGCAUCAAAGAAAAUUUAAAUAACCAUGUUAACAUUCAACAAAAAACUGUAAAUUGUGUGCAAAAAAAAAAAAGUUUGGGUUUAUGCACAACUACUUUGAUUCCCUUGUACAUUUUGCUGUGAAAUGCACUGAGGUCUGAAUAUAAGUCAUAGUCCAUGUGUGAGGAAAAAUGGGGGGGGAAAUAAAACUAAAAAAUGA